AUGAAGGGCGAAGCGCCUGGCCGCGCAGGCCGGUCCAUCUCCUUCGCGGCUCCGGAGCCUGAGAGGACGCGGUGGCAGAAGUGCAAGGACUGGGGCAAGGCGGUCCUCAAGGUGGACGCGUAUGCCGUCGACGUCGUGCGCCCGGCCUGGCACUCCACGCUCGUCACCUUCCUCGUCUGGGCCUUCAUGAUCGCCUACAUCAUCCUGCUGGCCAUCUCGCUGGCCCGCACCCCGGCUAUCAAGACCGUUGGUCAGGAGUGGACGAUCGGCACGGGCCCGUUCCCGGUCAAGGUGACGUGCAAGGCGACGCAGGGCUGCCUCAUCAGCAACGUCAUCUCCUCGGGCUUCACCAUCGGCGUCAGCGAGGCCGUCUCCCCCACCGAGCGCUCGUGCGUCGAGAUCGGCUUCAACGAGCAGACCACGGUCAACGUGGUGUUCUCCAUCAACCCGCAGGAGGGCCCGAGCGUCGUGUGGCGCGACGGCGACGGCGACGCGGGCCUCCCCGGCGCCGGCAUCACCCUCGAGAGCGAGAUCCGCUGCCCGCCCGAGCGCGACGACGGCUCCUGCGUCGACCUGCUGAACAUUCCGAUCAAGCCUGGCACCAUGCUGCUCCAGCACGUCGAGACGAAGAACCACACCGCGUCGGGCGCCGCGGCGUUCCGCCGCGAGUGGUUCUCCUUUUCGAUUUCCGACAUCGCCGCGAUCGAGCAGGGCACGACGAACUGCGAGGUGCCCAACAACGGCGUCGGCUGGGUGCAGGCGCGCCUGCGCAUCAACAGCAUGUACAACCUGGUCGAGGUGGACCGCCGCAUCCAGUGGCUGGACUCGCUCGGAGCCAUCGGCGGCGCGUAUGAGCUCGGGCUCAAGGUCGGCCUGCUCAUCCUGCUGGCGCUGUCGUACUCGAAGCGCUCGGCCGUGACGACGCGCAACAUCGCGCGGUCCGUGACGCUCGCGCGGUCCAGCCGGGCGGCGAGCCGCGCGAACAGCCGCGGCACGUCGGGCGCACAAACGCCCAAAGGCUUCUCCGACGUCGUGAAGCGCGAGCGCGACUACCACGCCACGGACGACGCGAUCUACCCUGCCUCGGGCAAGGGGUCGUCGCCGCGGGACUCGCCGGCCCGCCCGGAGCGCGCGCACAACAGCCACACGUCUGAGGAGGCGCUGCCGGUUUGA
This is a messenger RNA of Pedinophyceae sp. YPF-701, 1173 nucleotides long. Lineage: Eukaryota; Viridiplantae; Chlorophyta; Pedinophyceae. The record is from the annotation of a GenBank genome assembly.